CUACACGCGGCUAUUUAUCACCAGGGACCACCACGUCCGCAUCGCCACGGCUUCAGGCGAGGUGAUCGGUCCGAAGCAGGCCGACUACGGCACCGUCAAAUUAAACCCGAGAGACAUCAUCAUCUGUUGCUCCGACGGCAUCGUUGAUAACGUGCCUUACGAGAGCUUCAAGGCCAUACUCACAGGCACCGAUGGUGAUGUUCACGCCGCGGCCGACCAGAUGGUCAAGUGCGCGCAGCUGCACGGCGCGCCCAAGCCCGACGACAUCUCGAUCGUGAUCGGC
Molecule: messenger RNA, 283 nt
Organism: Prorocentrum cordatum
Lineage: Eukaryota; Dinophyceae; Prorocentrales; Prorocentraceae
Source: the annotation of a GenBank genome assembly